AUGACCUCCGCCACGCUGUCCUCAGCCCCCAACAUGACCUCCGCCACGCUGUCCCCAGCCCCCAACAAGACCUCCGCCACGCUGUCCCCAGCCCCCAACAUGACCUCCGCUACACGCUGUCCCCAGCCUCCAACAAGAACUCCGCCACGCUGUCCCCAGCCCCCAACAAGACCUCCGCCACGCUGUCCCCAGCCCCCAACAAGACCUCCGCCACGCUGUCCCCAGCCCCCAACAAGACCUCGGCUACAUUGUCCCCAGCCCCCAACAAGACCUCCGCUACAUUGUCCCCAGCCCCCAACAAGACCUCCGCCACGCUGUCCUCAGCCCCCAACAAGACCUCCGCUACGCGCUGUCCCCAGCCCCCAACAAGACCUCCGCCACGCUGUCCCCAGCCCCCAACAAGACCUCCGCCACGCUGUCCCCAGCCCCCAACAAGACCUCCGCUACGCUGUCCCCAGCCCCCAACAAGACCUCCGCCACGCUGUCCCCAGCCCCCAACAAGACCUCUGCUACGCUGUCUCCAGCCCCCAACAAGACCUCCGCCACGCUGUCCCCAGCCCCCAACAAGACCUCCGCCACGCUGUCCCCAGCCCCCAACAAGACCUCUGCUACGCUGUCUCCAGCCCCCAACAAGACCUCCGCCACGCUGUCCCCAGCCCCCAACAAGACCUCCGCCACGCUGUCCCCAGCCCCCAACAAGACCUCCGCUACGCUGUCCCCAGCCCCCAACAAGACCUCCGCUACGCUGUCCCCAGCCCCCAACAAGACCUCCACUACGCUGUCCCCAGCCCCCAACAAGACCUCCGCCACGCUGUCCCCAGCCCCCAACAAGACCUCUGCUACGCUGUCUCCAGCCCCCAACAAGACCUCCGCCACGCUGUCCCCAGCCCCCAACAUGACCUCCGCUAUGCUGUCCCCAGCCCCCAACAAGACCUCCGCCACGCUGUCCCCAGCCCCCAACAAGACCUCCGCCACGCUGUCCCCAGCCCCCAACAAGACCUCCGCCACGCUGUCCCCAGCCCCCAACAAGACCUCUGCUACGCUGUCUCCAGCCCCCAACAAGACCUCCGCCACGCUGUCCCCAGCCCCCAACAAGACCUCCGCCACGCUGUCCCCAGCCCCCAACAAGACCUCUGCUACGCUGUCUCCAGCCCCCAACAAGACCUCCGCCACGCUGUCCCCAGCCCCCAACAAGACCUCCGCCACGCUGUCCCCAGCCCCCAACAAGACCUCCGCCACGCUGUCCCCAGCCCCCAACAAGACCUCCGCCACGCUGUCUCCAGCCCCCAACAAGACCUCUGCUACGCUGUCCCCAGCCCCCAACAAGACCUCCGCCACGCUGUCCCCAGCCCCCAACAAGACCUCCGCCACGCUGUCCCCAGCCCCCAACAAGACCUCCACUACGCUGUCCCCAGCCCCCAACAAGACCUUGAUUCUUCCCUGAAGUUGGAGAGUUGGUCAGAGCACAGGACUUAUCUGAGGACACUUCCCUCGUCUGUGGGAGCCCCGGACUCCUCUUCCAACUUAUCAGACUGA
Messenger RNA from Rana temporaria (common frog), 1536 nucleotides. Its product is annotated as extensin-3-like. The transcript has a single exon. Gene Ontology annotation, biological process: microtubule cytoskeleton organization. The coding region runs from base 1 to 1536 and encodes 511 amino acids. Lineage: Eukaryota; Metazoa; Chordata; Amphibia; Anura; Ranidae. The record is from RefSeq and is a predicted model, not a curated record. Gene Ontology annotation, molecular function: microtubule binding; calmodulin binding. Gene Ontology annotation, cellular component: microtubule.